AUGAAGAAUUUGGAAGAAGUGGAUAUAAAAAUGUUAAUGAAUGAAUUUGAAAAUUUUAAAGAAUUGAAAAAAAUGCUUGAUAAAGGUUAUGAAUUUUCUGGUAUUAAUAGAAAAGUACAAUUAAAACCACAAUUUAUUAAUAUACCAAUGAAUUCUUCCGUUACGGUGCUUGGUCACACGGCUACUAAUGGUACUGAAGUUACUAGUACUAAUAAUAGUACUAAUAGUACUAAUAGUACUAACAGUACUAAGGAUCCUACUGGAGCAAGCACCGUUACUGAGGGAAAGGGAGCUAAUUCUAUGCCUAUGAAGUGUACUACUACUAAUAUUAAUGAACCUUCAAAUAUUAAUAUUGAAUCCUAUUCUAAUACUCCAACUAAUACUAUAACUACUCCCACCAACACUACUCACAAUCACACUACUUCCAAUCACAUUACUAGUACUGAUACUCCCAUCAACACUCUUACUACUCCCUCUAACACUAUUACUACUCCUACUACUAGUCCCAAUCCUAUUACUACUAAUAUUACUAAUAAUAAUAGUAUUAAUAGAAUGAAUGAGAUAGAUAAGAAAUUGGAUAGUGUAUUAAUAGUAGCGAAAUGGGGAGGUGAUUUGACAGAAGUAGGUAAAUUACAAGCAGAAGAUUUGGGACGUAGAUUUAGAGAGACAUUAUAUCCAGCAGAUUGUAGUGGAUUGAUAAGAUUACAUAGUACAUUUCGACAUGAUUUUAAGAUAUAUAGUAGUGAUGAAGGUAGAUGUCAAAUAACAAGUGCAUCAUUUACAAAAGGUAUAUUAGAAUUAGAAGGAGAUUUAACACCAAUAUUAGUAACAAUGACAAUAAGAAAUAAAAGAGCAUAUGAAUUAUUAAAUGAUACAACAAUAUCAAAACAAAGAACCAGAUGUAAAAUGUUAUUAAAUCAAUUAAUUUCUACCUUUGGUACUAAAUUGUAUACACAAAUAUUAAAACAAUUAACAGAAUAUGAUCGUUACUAUUAUCAUAAAGCUAUACAAGAUUCUGAAUAUAAAUUACAAGAUUUUCCACAAUUAUAUAAUUUAAUUAUUAAAUAUAUUAAGAAUAUUAAAAAUGAAUUAAUUUGGAAUUCUUUAUAUUCUUAUCAAUAUAAUUUUUUUAUUAAUAAACUUAAUAAUAUAAUAAAUCGUUGGUAUAAUUUAUUAAAUAAAUUUGCCUCCGUUACGGUGCUUGCUCACACAGACAGUAAUGGACCUGAUAUUAAUACUACUACCAACAGUACUAACUAUAUUGGUACUAUUGGACCAAGCACCGUUACGGAGGAAAAUUCUAAUACCAGAUUUGCUGCUCCGGGAAAGGGAGCUAAUUUUACAGCUAUGGAGUGUACCUCUGGAAAGGGAGCUAAUUCUAUGCCUAUGGAGUGUACUAUGGGAAAGGGAGCUAAUUUUAUGGGUAUGGAGUGUACUACUGAGAAAAAUUCCAAUACUAUUGCUGUUGUAACUAAUUUUGGGGAGUCAGGUACUUUUAAGGAUACUAUUGGAGUUAAUGGCAGUGAGGAAGAGGUUGAUGGUGAGGAUACUAAUACUAAGGAAACCCCUUUCGGGGGUUCCGUUGGACCAAGCACCGUAACGGAAGACACCGUAACUGAGAAAAUAUUAAUGAAAUAUGAUUAUACAAAAUUAAGUGAUAUAGUAGAUAAUAUAAGAUAUGAUUUAAUACAUUUACAUUAUUUAUUAGGACAUGGUUUAGAAAUAGGAUUUGAAAUAUAUAAUAUUGUAGAACGUUUAAGUUCUGUAAUUUCACCAUGUGAGUAUGGUGUUACACCUAAAGAAAAACUUGAAAUCGGUGUUACUAUUGCAUGGAAUCUAUUACAAAAAAUAUUACAUGAUGUUACAUAUCAUUUAUUAUAUACUGAAUCUAUUGAUGAUAACUCCGUUACGGUGCUUGGUCAAGCAGAUAGUAAUGGACCUGAGGUUACUACUGAUAGUAAGGUUAAUACUAAUACUACUAACAGUACUAAAGAUAGUACCAACAGUACUAAGGAUAUUAGUAGUACUGCUGGUACCAUUGGAGCAAGCACCGUUACUGAGGGAAAGGGAGCUAAUUCUAUGGGUAUGGAGUGUACUACUAAUAAUACUAAGGAAGCCCCUUUCGGGGCUGGUACUAAGGAUAUUACUGGCCGUGAACCUGGCACCGUAACGGAAGACACCGUAAUGGAAUUAAAUGAGAUAUUAAAAAAUGAUACAAGUGCAGCAUCAAUAGCGGCAACAAGUUUAUUAAUAUCAAAUACAUAUUUAAAUUCUAAAGAUAUAUUUGAUAAUGGUAAAUGUUUUAUUGGUGGUUUAAAACCUUCUGAAAUGUAUCUUUUUAAUAAUAAAUCACAAACUGAAUUAUUAUAUAAUUCCUCAGUAACGGUGCUUGGUCAAACAGAUACUAUUCCUCCUAACAGUACUACUAAUCCCCUAACUAACAGUAGUAGUACUGAUCCUAGUACCGUAGGAGCAAGCACCGUUACGGAGGAGAAAAAUUCUAAUGAAAUUGCUGUUGUCACUAAAUCUGGGGAGUCAGGUACUUUUUUGGAUACUGUAGGUAUUGAGGGAGCCCCUAUCAGGGCUGUUGGUGAGGUUGUUAAUACUAAGGACAGUGAGAAUAUUUGUACAGUUGGAGCAAGCACCGUAACGGACACCGUAACGGAGGAAAAAAUAAUAAAUUCAUAUAAUUUAUGGUCACAUGAGAAUAUAGAAGAUAAAUUAACAAAUAAUAAAGGAUAUCAUGAUUUAGGAUAUAAAUAUAAUAAAACAAUGGAAAGUAAAGAUAUAGAAUCGGAAUUAUUAAAUAUAACAAAUGUAUUACCAUAUGAUGGAAAUCCAAAAAUCAGAUCACGUUAUUAUGUAACAUCAGCAUCACAUUUAUUUAGUGUAUUUAAUUUCUUUAAAUAUGCACAUUUACUUGAUGAUUCAUUUGAUACUAAUUCCAAACAAAUUGAAAAUAUUAAUGAUUUACAUUAUUUAUCACAUAUUGUAUUACGAGUAUGGCGUAGUAAAUCUGAUAAAGGUUAUUUUAAUAGAUUAGAAAUACUUGUCAGUUCCGGUGCUAAAGAUGGUUUUGGACAAAAUUAUCAAUUAUUAGAAAAAAAUGCUAAAAAUCAAAAAAACAAUUAUAAAAAAUAUAUACAAAAAUUACAAUUACACAAAUUUUCCAAAUUCUGUAAUCAAUGUUAUAUACCAUCCAAUCUUAAUAAUACCAACGGUACUACUAGUACUGGUACGGUGACUGAUACUACGGGUACUAUGGGUACUACGGGUGUUAAUGUUAUGAAUAUAAAUGUAUUGGAUAAAUAUAAUUUAAUGUAUGAAAAUAUAAAAGAAAAGAAAUUUAAAUGUUAUAAUUGUUUUUUAAAAGAAUAUAAAACUUUAUAUAAUCUUCAAAAUUUUACUACUGAUAAUUUUACUACUGCAGAUUUAGGAUUUGGUAGUCCAAAUAUACGACCAAAUAGUGUGGAUAUAGGAUUAAAUACUACAGAUAUUGGAUUAAAUACACCGGAUAUAGGAUUAAAUACACCAAAUAAUAAUUUGGAUAAAUUUAAUACAGAUAAUAAUUUGGAUAAAUUUAAUACAGAUAAUUUUAGUACACUAGAUAUAGGAUUUAAACCGGAUAUAGGAUUAAGUACACAGGAUAUAGGAUUGAAUAGAGGAAUGAAUAAUGGAGUGAAGAUGGUACCACCAUAUUGUGAAUUAAAUACAUUAGUAACAAUGAAUAGAAAUUUUGGAUUAGAUCGUUUAAAAGAUUAUAUACAAAAAGCAUAUCAUAAUAUAUUACUCAAAAAUUAA
Messenger RNA from Theileria annulata, 3801 nucleotides. RefSeq lists its product as uncharacterized. Lineage: Eukaryota; Apicomplexa; Aconoidasida; Piroplasmida; Theileriidae. Gene Ontology annotation, biological process: inositol phosphate biosynthetic process; inositol metabolic process. Bases 1 to 3801 code for a protein of 1266 amino acids. The transcript has a single exon. Gene Ontology annotation, molecular function: inositol hexakisphosphate kinase activity; 5-diphosphoinositol pentakisphosphate 1-kinase activity; diphosphoinositol pentakisphosphate kinase activity. The record is from RefSeq and is a predicted model, not a curated record.